This is a messenger RNA of Cheilinus undulatus (humphead wrasse), 8321 nucleotides long. RefSeq names its product potassium voltage-gated channel, Shab-related subfamily, member 1 (gene kcnb1). Gene Ontology annotation, molecular function: delayed rectifier potassium channel activity; protein binding. Gene Ontology annotation, cellular component: voltage-gated potassium channel complex; membrane. The transcript has 3 exons. Gene Ontology annotation, biological process: potassium ion transmembrane transport; protein homooligomerization. The record is from RefSeq and is a predicted model, not a curated record. The coding region runs from base 377 to 2914 and encodes 845 amino acids. NCBI's taxonomy places the organism in Eukaryota, Metazoa, Chordata, Actinopteri, Labriformes, Labridae.
GCUGCCAUGGAUCCACCUUCAGAGAGAUGCGGCGCCUCCUCACACAGCUGACCGGGAGCACAGGUAGUCUGUCCGGCGUACUUGUUGAUCUUCUGGGGCGAAGCAGCGGCGCGGUAUGCGGAGCAGGAAGCCGGCUGGUGGGCAGUAGACCGUGCUGAGGAUCUCUCUGCCAUGUCGGAGCCAGAGGAGGGGAACAUGGAUUGGGUUAGACCCUGGCAGUAGUAAACCAAUAACGGCGCCUGCUUUUGUUGUUUUGUUUUUUUUUUUCCCCCAAAUGCUUCUGCUUCAUCUCCGUGUGUGCCUGCCUGCGGAUUGAUUGUCCACUGAGAGAUAAUAUUUUCAAGUUACAAGAGCAUCUGCACUUCCAGGUUCCAAAAUGUUUGCCUCCUUGCUCCUCGAGUCUAAAGUCACCAUGGAGAAAUCCUUGGCUGAACUGAAUAAAACAACGUCUCGCUCGACGUCCUCGCUGCCACCUGAACCGGUGGACAUCCUCCGGACCAAGUCAUGUUUCCGCAGAGUCCGGCUGAAUGUGGGGGGUCUCCCACAUGAAGUCCUGUGGCGAACGUUAGACAGACUACCCCGAACACGUUUGGGAAAGCUCAGAGACUGCAACACCCAUGAAUCUCUGAUGGAAGUUUGCGACGACUACAACCUGGAGGAGAACGAGUACUUUUUUGACCGACAUCCCGGGGCGUUCACGUCAAUUCUAAACUUCUACCGCACGGGUAAGUUGCACAUGAUGGAGGAAAUGUGCGCCCUUUCGUUCAGUCAGGAACUCGACUACUGGGGCAUCGAUGAGAUCUACCUGGAGUCUUGUUGUCAGGCGAGGUACCACCAGAAAAAGGAGCAGAUGAACGAGGAGCUCAAGAGAGAGGCCGAUAAUUUGAAAGACAGAGAGGGAGAAGAAUUCGACAACACUUGCUGUGCAGAGAAACGAAAGAAGCUCUGGGACCUCUUGGAAAAGCCAAGCUCAUCUGUUGCAGCAAAGAUCCUUGCCAUCAUCUCAAUCUUCUUCAUCGUGCUGUCUACCAUCGCCUUGUCCCUGAACACCCUUCCAGAGCUGCAGGACACAGAUGAGUUUGGCCAGUCCACAGAUAACCCACAACUGGCGCAUGUGGAAGCUGUAUGCAUUGCCUGGUUUACCAUGGAGUACCUGCUUCGCUUCCUUUCCUCACCCAACAAGUGGAAGUUCUUCAAGGGUCCUCUGAAUGUCAUCGACCUGUUGGCCAUCCUACCCUACUACGUCACUAUCUUCUUGACAGAAUCAAACAAGAGUGUACUGCAGUUUCAGAAUGUCAGACGGGUGGUUCAGAUUUUUCGGAUCAUGCGUAUCCUUCGUAUUCUGAAGCUGGCCCGUCACUCCACAGGUCUUCAGUCAUUGGGCUUUACUCUCAGGAGGAGUUACAAUGAGCUGGGCCUGCUCAUCCUUUUCCUGGCCAUGGGCAUCAUGAUCUUCUCUAGUCUGGUGUUCUUUGCAGAGAAAGAUGAGGAGGACACCAAGUUUAAAAGUAUUCCAGCUUCUUUCUGGUGGGCUACCAUAACAAUGACCACAGUAGGCUAUGGAGACAUCUACCCAAAAACUCUACUGGGAAAGAUAGUGGGUGGUUUAUGCUGCAUAGCUGGGGUACUUGUGAUUGCCCUCCCUAUUCCAAUUAUUGUAAAUAACUUUUCAGAAUUCUAUAAGGAGCAGAAGAGGCAGGAAAAGGCACUGAAACGAAGAGAGGCCCUGGAGAGGGCAAAGAGAAAUGGUAGUAUUGUCUCCAUGAACUUGAAAGAGGCAUUUGCUCGAAGUGCAGAACUGAUGGACGUGGUGGUAGAGAAGAGUGAAAGGCCUCAAGACAACCACCUCUCUCCUAGUCGUUGGAAAUGGACCCCCAAGAGGGCGGCAUCAGAGACAAGCUCAAACCGAUCCUUUAAUGCACAGGAGUUAGGCUCACCUAACAAGACCGGGACCACCAGUCCUCAAAGGCUAAACGUUCAGAAGCUAGAGGAGAUGUACAACCAGAUGGCCAAGACACAAUCGCAACCAAACCUCAAUGCUAAAGACAGGGGUACACGGCUUGGUAAACACAGGGAUGAAAUAGAGCUUGGGGCCAUCCAAGAUCAUGGGCCACCUGUACUAGGAACCAGAGAAGGAGUGGGUGACAUGAAAAGCUUGUCCAGCAUUGACAGCUACAUCAGUUGUGCUACAGACUUCCAAGAGAAUCCACGCUUCAGCCAUAGUCCAGCAUUGGACCUUGGUCCUCAGGAAAGCAACCGUUUCUCCCACAGUCCAGCCACAGGUUUGUCCCAGCCCAGCAGUGCAAAAAUAGGGCAGCAAACCAGUGGGGAGUCAGACCCUGCGCCAAAUCCUGUGUGUGUCACAAAGCCUUCAUACACUGAAAAUGCACGGAAAUUCUUCUUUUCUAGCAACUCUUCUAAAAAUCUUGUCCCCAAAGUGAGCUAUCGCAGUGAAGGGGAGUCAGGCUUGUCCCCACUCUCAGACAGCUCAGUCCUGUCAGACCACUCCCUGUUAAGCCCUGAAGUUUCCGUCUACACCACUGCCAGCAGCAGAACCCCACCAAAGUCCCCUGAGAGCACUUCCCUCGGCCCAUCAGUCUUCACUUUUCAUGACUCCUCUAUCAGUAAAUACAUAGACGCUGACACAGAUGAUGAUGAACACCUUCGGGAUGUCUCUGACACCAGUCCCUCGGAACGUCUUUUGGCUGGUUCAAGCCCAAAGCGGAGCAUCAACACCAACUACCAGAAAGGGAUAAACCAUUUAGAAGCAGCCCAAAAAAUGCUGGGCCAGAAUUGCUUGUUCCCCAUUGAAGGAAUUCGUGGGGUAUCCCACGAGAAUCACGUAGGACCGGAGUUGGCACGUAGGCCGAAGCUUGAGAGAGGACGUCAAAACACUUUGGACAAAGGCCUCUGAGGUUCAAGAAAUAGACACAGGAAGGUGAGGCCAGAGUGUUUGUAAUGGGGACACCAGACAGACUAAGCACACUCUGUAGGUCACAGAUGGUGGAAGCAGAACACACAAAGGGUCUCUGCCAAACAAUUCAAGUUACAAUUUACCUGAGCAUGCCAUCAGGCGCUGAGCUCAGGAGGAACAUGCCUGGUGAAUACUCUGGGAGAAAAACACUACAAAAUAAGAGAAUGUCACUGCCCCUCCUUCAACUCAUUCCUACUAGCGGUACUACACACCCACAAAACAAAAGAGCACUCCCAGGUAGACAACUGAUUGGCUCAGAGAUCUCUGCAGAAGCAGAGUCGACUAAGAAUAAAAGGUGUAACCUGAUUACAUGAUGGUUUUAGCAGCAGGUGGUUCUCUGUAUUCUCCAGGAAAAAGAUGACCCAGCUGCCCACUAUCCCAUUACAGAGCCCCAGUCCAUUUUGUAGUCUUGGAGAUACAGGAGAGGACCCAGAGCCUAUAAGCUACUUACUUGUGCCCUCCAUUCCCAAAACUGGCCUUAGUCAUUUACAUCUGCAGGAGUGUGCAUGUCUGCAUUGAAGUGUGUGUAUGCAUGUGUGUGAGUAAGUGUGAAUGUUGAUGGAUUACCAAUGUUAAUUUAUGUAUACACAUUCUUGAGAUUGUCUCACCUAAUUUAUUUUUAUAUAGAGAAGAGAGAGCUCCUAAUAGAGACGUGUGAUUUGCUCAUCUGCUGUGUCAUGAUCUCAUUUAAAGAGUAAUCCUAUAAAAGGGUCAAUAUUUUGGCACAGAAGCAGCAUUUAUGGGGGGAUCGAGAGGGAUCUGGUUAAUGACCGUACACCUCUGAUGGCCACCCUCACAGACUGUUCAUUUGAGAUACCUUGUGUCUCAGAAAGGAAGUGCCAUAAUUCAUUCACCAUAAUCCAGUUUAAGUUCUUUUUCAAAUUCAACUUUAUUUAAAAACAAAAUCUGGGAGUUACAUUCAUUAAAAACCACAUUGCAAACAUCACAGACCAAGAGAUAUUUCAUUAAUAAAGCAGAAAAGGGUCAGAGAUCUAAUUUGGGAUUAAAUCAUGUAUAGACCCAUUUUAGAAGUAGUUAAAGGAACACACUGGCUCGGGCUAACAUAGCUACACUGUCAUAAUUAACAUUAUGACAUAAGCCAAUGUAACUAAAUUAACUUUCGCAAUGGGAGUUCUAUUGAAUGCAUCUAUAUCUGAUUUGUGUGCUUGGAUUUAGCGACAUUGCCUAGGUAGCUACGUUAGCUAUGUAGCUCAGUUAUCGAUAGCUACGGUAGCUUUAGCAACGUGAGUUUUAGUCGACAAAGCUAAGAGAACUACUCAGUAUAUGUAGUCUGUGUAGCUUACAUGGCUGCUUUGUGGGCUUAGCUUUAGCUACAUUGGCUUGUUAACUACAUUAACAAUGUAGCUCCAUAAUCUAUAGAUAAAUUAGCUUUAGCAACAUGGGCUUUAGCACAUAUAGCUAAAGCUAACUGAGUUACAUGGAUAACUUAGAUACGCAGCAUGCAUAGCUGCGUUGUGGGUAUAGCUUUAGUUACAUUGGCUAGGUAGCUAUGUUGGGUGAGCUGCUAUGUUUACUAUUUAGCUGUUAUCUAUAGAUAAAUUAGCUUUAGCAACAUGAGAUUUAGCAGUGAUAGCUAAAGUUAACUAAGCUACACAGAUAAUUUAGAUACGUAGCUACUGUAGCUGCUUGUUAGCUUACUGUUAGCUAAAUUAGCUACAUAGUAAUCUUGGCUACAUAGCUCAGCAUAGCAACCUCAUCUACAUAGCUUAUGCAGCAACAUAAGCUAUGUUUGCUGUGUCACAAUGUUUUCAUGGAGGUUUUUUCUUGUUAGCAGACUGUUUACUCAGCCUUAUUGAAGGUUUUGAGAUUAGAUUUUGCAGGUCAGGUUUUUGACCUUUAACUUUUGCUAUCCUAACCCUUAUCUUAACCUUUACCCUAACCCUAAAAAGAGGUUAAUCCAAUUUUAUUUCUCAAAUUUUGUUGUGUAUUUCCGUUGUAAGAUAAACAGCGUCUCAGAUGAACCAUUUGUGAAAGUGGCCAUUAGAAAUAAACGGUCUGCAGCCAGACUGUCUUGAGGGGGAUUCAGCUCAAGAUCGAUUACAAUGUACGCCUUUUCUUCAACAGUAUUUUCUUUUUGCUGUGUUAUCAUAUCAUGAUGAGAAUGGGUGACACUUUUAAUCUAUUACUGGAUAUUGUCUCAGCACUCUGGUAUCAUUUCAAAGGGUGGUAGGGGACCAAGAAUUUUUGAUAUGGGCUUGUAGAACAGCCAGAUGUAAUAAAACAGAUUUCUGCAUUAAGUGCACAUUUAUGAAGCAUGCAUGCAACCAACCAACCAUACAAAAAACUUAAAACUGAAAAACUAAAUAUUCUGUCAUAUAGUUUAUACAUUAACCACAAAUGAUUACAUAAGAAGUUUAAGAUAUCUGCAUUCAUUGGCCUUCAUUUAACCAACAUGAGAGCAGCCAAAGAGCUCAGACUCAGAUAAAAGGAUUAUGCAUGUAUUUGAAAGUAGGGGAGUUUUUCAUCUCUGUUUUGUUCCUUUAAUGUUGAAACUAACUUAAAACAGUUAACACACAAAACUAGGUUAAAGUUAACACUGUUCAGUUGUAAAUGCCCAAAUUUAACCCAUGCAUGAGCACAUAACCACAUAUUAAGAUACAUGCAGGUAGGGGAGACUAUCUUCAGGCCACAUAUAUACACUUAGUUUCCAUGGAGACCGCAGCCUUUCUCAAAGGCUGGCAGCAGCUAAGCAACGGUUUGUUAAUUUGGGUGUGAAGGUCUGGUUGCAUGUAACGUAACUAACACAUACACACACUGGCAUGUACCCAUAAAGUGACAGGUAUGCACAGUAGACAUAUGCUAGCAGAGCCACAACUCACUGUGCAUAUUUAUGAAUACUGUGUAAAGGCAACAUUAUGAUGUAAAGACAUUGUACAUUGUUCUGUUUAUGUCUCAAAUCUUUGUAGCAUUCCAUUUAUACUGCAAUUCCCAUAAUGCAUCUGCUAUUAUCUGUUAAUGCUGCCACAUAGCAGAUGAAACAAUCUCUUUACAGUAUUAAAACAAGAGAUGAUAAAACUGACCAAACACUUCACACGCAGUUAAUGCAAUGAAGUGUUAAAUCACAGAAAAGUCUGUCACAAUCUCAACCAACAUGUCCAAUCCUAACUUUGAAAAGGAACAUUAUGUUAUAUAUCUUAUUAUGUAUAUAAAGAUUAAAAUCUAUUUACAUCGGUCCUUUUUACUGAAUCAGAAAAACGACUGUUCUGCUUUAUGGAAUUCAAAAGCAGCUUUAAAAGCAUUACUGCCAACGCAAACUCAACAAACUCUCAAAAAUGGCAAAACUGCAAAAGAUAACCAUGACAAAUUUACAAUUUAAUAUGAUUCAAGAGUCACAACAGGCAAUGGGAACACAGUUUUUUAAGCUUUGUUUCAGAGUCGCACAAACCCUGAUUGCAUUUCCUGUUUUAAUCACAGAGUUGAACCAUUUCAUAUUGCUCCUCUGUAGUCAGAGGAGCAGAGGUGUGAAAGGAAUAGCAAUGACUUUAAGAGGCAGAGAGAAGCAUGUGUGUGUGCCUGUUUGCGUGUGCUGUAAAUCCAGGGCAUUAGAGCAGUGUGGCUGCCGCUAAAUGGAGAAAAAUAUGAACAGUUUUCCUGAUAUGAAUGUAUGCAUGUCAGGGGAAUCCUGCUUUUGUUUGCCCUGUAUUUCUAUCUCCUAUUCUAAUUCUGACAUGCAACAAAAACACAGCCUGUGAUAUCAGAGGAGCUCUAAACAUAUGAGGCAACAAGAUUACUUUUUGCACACAUUAAAUGUUUGCAAUGCAGAUGUGAGGGGAGGGGCAGGAUGAGCAUUUAAUGUUUGUUUUUUCAGCACACAUAAUUAGUCAUGGACCGAUGUUUCAUGAUGGCGGAAAAUGAAUUUUAUGCAGCAUCACAGUCUCUGCUCCUACAUACAUUAUCCACAGCUGUAAUCCUUUUCAUGUUGAAUUCAAGUCAAAUAUCCUGUCAUUUUUCUCUGUUGCACUUGUGCAGCACAGAGAGAAAAACAACCACACUAAAUAGGGAAAUAUAACUCAAAUACAAUCUGGAAACCCUGAAGGGCAUGCAUUCAUAGGUUUGAUUUAACUCUCAUGAUAGUUGGUAUUAUUUUCUUGAGAUCUCAACUUAUCUACUGCAUUAUCUUGGGACAACACUGGGUCCCAGCGAUGACAAGUUAAUUUCAGCCAUUUUCUUGAGAUCUGGAGCAAUGCACUCGUUAUCAUGGGAUAACAUCACUCUGAUCUCAUGAAAAUUAAGAUGUCAGAAAACAACAAAUAUUUCUUUUUAUCAAAGGUAAAGCAGAGUAAUGUACUGUAUGAUAUAAAGAUAAAGGUGUGAUAGAGGUAUUCCCAAGUAUAUAUUUUUUAAGUUGAAAUAAUAAGAAAAACUGCUCCAUGGCAUUAGAAUUCCUUUUUAUUUAGGCUAUGGUAACACUCUGCCCUACAUCUGCUUUGAAAGGCUUCUCUUUUGGUUUUACCCAUAAAAUAUUUUUUUCUAAACUUAGCACAAAAAGUAAGGAAAUUUGUAUUUGGUUGAUUAUUUCUUUGUUGUAACAAUGCUUCUUGGCAAUCAAUCUUAAACCACUGGAAAGCCUGUUUAUUUCCCUUUUACAUGAUGCCAAGUUUGCUUAGGAACAUACAUUUGUGGGAUGAACAGCAGAGCUGAGUAUGUGGGUUGCACAUGUGAAAAGUGAGUAUGCGAACAUUUUUCCAAAUUUUCUCUACUAAUACCAAACAGCCUAUUUUGCAGUUGCUACUGACUCUUGUUUUUAGCUUCUUGUACCCCCAGGUGCUGACAAACAGGUGCCUGAUUUGCACCUGUUAUGUUCAGUGAUGAAUCCAGAUUCUGCUUACGGCAGUUAGAUCGAAGAGUCAAGGUGUGGAGAAGAUGCUGAGAACUCUAUGCAGAUUGCUGCACCAAUAAAAUAGCAUCUUUUGGUAGAAGCAGUGUGAUGGUGUGGGCAGGCACCUCCUUCACUGGUAAAACAAGGCUCGUCAUCACUGAAAGCAAUCUCAAUGCAGAGAGAUAUUGCGAUGAGUUUCUGCAACCAGUGGCAAUUCCAUAUCCGCACAGUCUGGGACUGAACUUGUUGGAUCAGCUUAGGUGUGCGGUUUGUGCCAAAGUGGCCAACACAACCACAUUAGCUGACUCAUGACAAAUGCUGGCUAAAGUACUGGAUGCUGUGUGACCAGGCUGGUGACCAGCAUGGGGAGGAGGUGUUGGGCUGUUGUGGAUGUGUAUGGUUCUUCCACACGCCACUGCGGCUCGUGUUUUUUUUAAAGAAUAAAUUGUUAAAUCAGGCCAACAUGUCUUCAGACUUUAAUCUUUUAAUCCACCAAACAACAUCAAA